GCAGUAGGUGGCGCUUCAGUCUGGCUGACACACGCCGUGCUGUGUUGAAGGGCGAGGGCCGAGCGACCUAUUAAGCUUGCGACGAAGAAAAGCAGUACAACUGUGUCGCAGUCGCACGGAGCUUUUUUCUAAACGACGGGUUGUCUUUGGUUAUUCACUCCCUUCCAAAGAUGGUUCGACCACAAUUUGGACCACCACGUUUGAAGCCCAGGCCAUACGGAGAUGGUCAUGGCGUUGGACCUAGUGACGGGAAUUACAACCAUAACUCCAAAGGUCGAAGAGAUGGCCAGGGCUACCCAGCAAAGGCCCCUUUUCACUGGAGAGAUUCCAGAGGUAGAGGACGACCCCCAGUUGUCAGAAGAGUACCUCUGAUGGGAGAGCAAAGAGAGCCACGUUUCAAUCACUGGAGGUCCCAAAAUCAGGAUUCCUUUCAAUCAUACCCUCCCAAAAUGGAACCACGUCAUAGCCAGAAGAGGCCAUCUCCAUCUCGGCCAAACCGCCCCCCCCAUGUUCAGCAUCAGUCCUCCCCUCGCAAUUUUGCUCAUGGAUCCGUGAGUCAAAGGGGCCCGCCUUUUCAUGGCCACCCCUCAGGUCAGAGGUCACCCUCCCCAAGACAUUUUCGCAACCACCCAGCCGACAGGAGGCCAGGCUCUACUCCAGCCUACCAGGGGUCUUUCAGGGGCCCCAAAAGGUCAGGUUUUCAGCAUCAGGAGCAGCGGAAUCGAGACCCUCGUGGGAAUUACAGUCAAAGAGAAAGGCCCCAUGAGCACUUAGGUCAUGGCAUGAAGCGCUGGAAUGAAGCUGGAGCAUUCUCUCAUCCACACAAUGGAGAACAUGGGCCCUCUGGGUCACAGAGGAACCCCAGAGAGAUGCAUGGAAGAGGCUCAUGUCCAGAGAGGUACAGGAGUGAAGCAACAACCCCAGCUGGGUGGUCAUCUGAGCAAGACUCCAGGCGGCAGCGUGGUCCGGUGGAGAGGCAGGGCAGCAGAUCCAACAGUAGAGAGAGGGCUCAUGAUGUCCCUCACCUGCCCCCUUUCAGAUCCCCCUCAUGGAAAGGAGGUCCAUCACCGUCAUCUUCCUACCAAAGGGACCCUCAGGAGAGACAGAUGGCAGGACCCCGUAAGAGGAGGAUAUCAAGCAUCGGAAUCCCCUCCUCAGACCCUGCACUGGAGCAUGGCAAUCCUAAACAGCCCAGGAGAGAGAGGCCUCAGCUGCUCAGUAUUCCCAGGCCAUUUGGUGGUAAACCUUUUUCUCCUAGGGAUAGAAGUUUCCUGGUUAAGAGCAGACAAGUCGGAGCAGAGUCUCUCAUGGGUCUCCAAAUACCUCCAUCUGCAAAACCCAGGUCUCAUCUGGGUGACUCUGCCUCACAAGAAAACAUUAGCUCUGUUCUUGCUAUCAGGAAGAAACGUUUCCAGUCAAAUGCAGUUCCCCUGAAAAAGCUGGAACCAAAGAGGGGGAAACCACAACAGUCACCCCCCAGAGAAGAAAGCAAUGCCAGCAAGUCUUCAAGAGACUCUGAUACAGACAAAGAACAGGUGGAGUCUCGCCGGUCCUUGAACACACACAGAUCUUCUCCCAUUGAGAAACGGGACCUUGUUAUUUUGUCCCACUGGCCACCUGGGCCGAGCUCCUCCUCUAAGGACGGCUCGCCUACGAAAGAUCACAGCCCAGAGCAAAAGAAUGAACGCAGUUCAGAUCAAGGUGCCGCACCAAACAGUCGACUAUCAAAGACGAAUGAUUCCAGAUCAUUCCCUGAAGACCGAAGACGGGGCUUUAUGGAUAAGAGGGUGUUUAGGCCAUUUAAUAUGAUGCAGGACAACCAGAGAGGCGGGAGGCCCUUCAGGAGACCAGGACCAGGACCCAUGCAGAGACCAAAGUUCACCGUUGGUCCAAGGAAGAUGGGUCCUGAACAAUCUGGACAUUUUAGAAGACCACUCAUGGAGAGCUUAGUGCCACGACCCUUCCCAAAUCAGAGGCCAGUAUUCAGGAAAAGUCACACUAUCAUGUCGAAAUACCGCACCAUGAGAGUAAUGCGUCAGCGUCCACCCUACAACAGAGGACCUAACCAACAACGCUGGUGAUAACCUCUGCACAGGUCCUACAUUCUGCAGGCACGAUUUUGGAAAAUCUCAUCAAGGUCUUCUCUGCUGGAUGGACUGCACAACCUCUUCCUACACUACAAUCCCAACCUGCCUGUGUAUUGUGGAAAUGUUUCAGAUUCAUAUAUGUACUGUAGUGUAAAGUACUGCAGUACUUACGUUUUAGAUAUGUAUAAUGUAUGGCAUUACAUGAUGCUGUCCUGCUUUUUUUCUUGUGUAUAAUUAUUUGAGGGUUUCUGCUUGUGAUCUUGGCAGUCUUCAUUUUACUGAAAUAGAUUUAGCUUUUUCUUUGUUUACCAGCAAUUAUCGUUUUUAAGUGUGUCAAGUCCAAAGAAACGUUUGUACAAAGACUUAACACAUGAGCUGUCUCCUCUUUGAUUAACCAUGAUUGUUUUGAUUAGAAACAGCACCUUGUCUAACGACGCUUAGCUACUACUUGUAAAACUUGUAUAAUCACAUGUUCAGUUUACUGUUUCAGACUUGAAAUAAAAUCAAAUUUAACAAAC
Messenger RNA from Etheostoma spectabile (orangethroat darter), 2605 nucleotides. RefSeq names its product serine/arginine repetitive matrix protein 1. The transcript is spliced from 10 exons. Lineage: Eukaryota; Metazoa; Chordata; Actinopteri; Perciformes; Percidae. Bases 171 to 2081 code for a protein of 636 amino acids. The record is from RefSeq and is a predicted model, not a curated record.